CGUGCCUGAACAGCUUCAUCCACUCUCCAGACCGGAUCUCAUUUCGCUUUUUGUCUUUUUCUUCUUACUUUCUCUCGGGAUAGUUUUUUUGUUUGCUUCGCUUCUUUAUGCCAACUGGUUUGGCAACACUGCUGGACGGUUUCUUAUCUGCUGCUAUUUACUGAAUUUUUUCCAAUCACCAACGAUCGUUAUACACUGGAGUUAUAUCUGAAAAAGAGGAGGCUCUGGUAGUUCUUCGUAUAAGAAAACACAAAAACGAUAAAUCGAACUCGGCAAAGAUGGGUUGGGGCAUACUUGAAAGCUCGCGCGCAGCUUUUCCUCGCGGCACAUCACUCGUAGGAGUGGUUGACAAGAAGGUCGUCUCUGAUAACGACUCUAUUAAUCAAGCAGAGGUUGUAGCGCGCUCUCCUGAGCCCAGCGACGACCCAAAUGACCCCCUCAACUGGUCUCUCACAUGGAAGUGUGUGCACCUUUUCGUCCUGGCCUUCGGCUCUGCAAUCACCAAUGCAACAACCACUAUGCUCACACCUGGCCUCGAGCCUCUGACUGAGAAGCUACAAAGCAACGAUAGCGAUAUCUCAACAUGGAUCAUCACUGCACCUACUUUUUGGACAUCAGCUGCAGCCUUUAUUGCUGUCGCCGGAACAGACAUCUGGGGAAGACGACCGUUCUACGUUUGGAGCGCUGUCUUCCUUGCUCUGGCAAAUUUUGCUGGCUUCUUCUCGACCGACUUCCGCAUGCUAGUAAUUGCACGAACGGCAGGAGGUCUCUUCUCUGCCCCUCUCUUCACGCUCCUUACUGCUAGUAUUAGCGACAUUUUCUUUGUCAACCAGCGUGGCCGAUCCAUCGCUGUAUGGAACCUUAUGCUGAACUCUGGAGCACAACUUGGUCAAAUCAUCGCCGGUGUCGUCACAGACAGCUUCGGCGUGUCCUCCAACUUCCUCAUUACAGGUUUCAUGUACACCGGCUUGAUCCCCCUCUUCUACUUUACCGUGUUCGAAUCCGCCUACUUCAACCGCAAGAACGAGCCCGUCACUACCAUUGUUGUGCAGCCUGACAAGCUGAGGAGCGAGUGGGACGAGGAAGAUCUCAAGGGCUCGAACGUACCCGCAAAGAAGUCGUACGGCCAGCAACUCACCCUCUUCAACGGCCGCCUCUCCAAUAAGUCCUUCUUCAAGGGAAUCAUCAAGCCCUUCGGCCUCAUCACCUCGCCCAUCGUCAUCUAUAGCUGCUUCCUCAACGCCGCCAUCUUCUUCUUCCUCGUCGGCAUGUCCACCUUCAUGUCCAUCCUCCUCUCCGCACCCCCAUACGACCUCGGCCCCAGCGAAAUCGGCAUGACCAACCUCCCCCUCUUCGUCGUCGGCCUCCUCGCCGGUCCCCUCUUCGGCUGGCUCUCCGACUCCUCCGUCGGCCUCAUGGCGCGCUACAACGGCACCAAGAAAGGAAUGGUAGAACCCGAAUUCCGUCUCGUCCUCCUCGUCCUCUCCACCCCCGUUACAAUGGCCGGCCUCAUCGGUCUUGGUGCCUCGUUCCAGAACGGACUGCCCUUGGCUUGGAUCCUUGUCUGGAUGACCGUUACGAACGUCGGCAGCGUCUCCGCUAUCCAAAUCGCAGUCUCGUACGUUAUUGACUGCCACCCGGAGCACUCUGCCCAAGCCUUCUCGUCUGUCAACCUCAUCAGUGCCGCCGUUGUCACCGUCGGCCUGGGUCCCAUGAUCGAGUGGCUCAUGUCUGCAGGCCCCGUGGUCGUUUUCGGCGCCAUGGCCGGCACCGCCGCUGGCGUCACCGCGUUGGCCAUUCCCAUGUAUGUGUUUGGCAAGAAGAUCCGCGCCUGGUAUGAGAAUGCGUCUUGGGCUCAGCGUCUCCUCGAUUAGGCCUGCAAGACAACAGCCUGUUUGUGUGGAAUGGUGGGGUUGCGCCCCUUUACUACUACUAACGAAGAGACGCGAUGUAUCGCACGACACGAACGAUUAUUUUAUCACACGCUACUACGUUUCUUGGACACUGCAACGAGGCACAUGGGCGAUUGUAGGAUUUUCUUUUUACAUAGUCUACAUAGGUCGUAUGUAGAACGCACUUUCUUUAUUUUUCUUCUUUAACCAGUUAUCUCUUCUGAGAUACUUCUAGGUUUCUACAACCAACCCCUUUUUUCUAUCUCCUUCUUGUCUAUAACUCCAGUCAUUACCUCGAGAAGCACAACCAACACCCUUUCCCACCCUUACCUACAGUUUACCUAGUCAAUCCUUAACUAUCAAAGUUUGCUUCCCCAA
This is a messenger RNA of Bipolaris sorokiniana ND90Pr, 2270 nucleotides long. RefSeq lists its product as uncharacterized. Gene Ontology annotation, molecular function: transmembrane transporter activity. NCBI's taxonomy places the organism in Eukaryota, Fungi, Ascomycota, Dothideomycetes, Pleosporales, Pleosporaceae. Bases 279 to 1874 code for a protein of 531 amino acids. The record is from RefSeq and is a predicted model, not a curated record. The transcript has 4 exons. Gene Ontology annotation, biological process: transmembrane transport.